Oppia nitens is the source of this 1571-nucleotide messenger RNA. It is a transcript of the gene Sap47, whose product is annotated as synapse-associated protein 1-like. The record is from RefSeq and is a predicted model, not a curated record. Gene Ontology annotation, cellular component: cytoplasm; synapse. NCBI's taxonomy places the organism in Eukaryota, Metazoa, Arthropoda, Arachnida, Sarcoptiformes, Oppiidae. Bases 486 to 1457 code for a protein of 323 amino acids. The transcript has a single exon.
UUAGUGUAUAGUAUUGUAUAUGUUAUGUAAUAAACUGUCAUUUGUGUAGUGAUUGUAUGUAUUGCUGGCACUUGUAGUUCACAAAUAAGUUGCACAACGAGUCUGAGUCUGACUGUUAAUACUGUUAUAACUGUUAACUCUUGUUAUGCGAAGUAUUGAAAUCUAAURUAUUAAACACUUAUUGUUUACAAACAUUACAUUUGAAUACAUAAUACAGAACUUGGCUUUUGUUUGAUCUCUGAAGACCAUUGACUUUGUCGACCAUUUAUUGACAUUUAUGAUCAUUAGUUGAUUAGAUUAGUCAACGAUUGACAUAUCAUCUGAUUAUUGUUUUAAUAAACUUAGACAACAACUACAACAACAAUAUAUUAUUUUCAUACAAUAUUAGCCAUUGUUUGUGAAUUUCUGUCAACUGAUAGCCCUCUUAUCGAUAGUUGUUUUAUAUAUAAUAAUCAUCUGAACCAUAGUCUUGAUAUCAUCAGAUCAUGUCUACAGAUCAGGUGUUAGAGAAUGAUAUAAAAUCUGAUCGAAAAUUGGUUCGGCGGUCGAGUUCGGGAGACACUUCGGGUCCCGACGACGACGACUACCAAAACCAGAUGAUUGAUGCUACGGAAGAGGACAAUACGGAUGCAACAAAUAAAGUGGAAGACAAACAACCGAUGACUACUGAAGUGUCACAGAAAGUGAUGGAAUCGACCAAAUACUUCGGAAAUCUCAUAUUUAGUGCCGCUUCUAAAGCCCGACAAACUAUGACCGCAACGGCCAAACAAAUUAAACAAACGGUAGAACACGCGGGCAUUAUGCAGGACUUCACUAAAGAACAACAACAAUUCAUUAAAGACCACGGAGGACACAUGGAAGUGGGCGUUACUCCGUGGGUCGGAUGUCACGACCCGGACGCUGUCAAACAAGAGAUACUCUCCCUUUCACAAGACAAACGCAACUUUGUCCGCAGCCCUCCAACUGGCGUACAGUUUAACUUUGAUUUGGACUCAUCCUAUCCCAUAGCACUGGCCCUUCUUAAGGAAGAUCCCAAUCUUAAUAAGAUGCGCUUCGAGAUUGUGCCCAAACUUGUCAAAGAAGAUGUGUUUUGGAGGAACUAUUUUUAUAGGGUUUCGCUCAUCAAACAGUCAACACAAUUGUCUUCUUUCGACAAGAAAGGUAGGAAAUCUUGGUCUUCCUCACGUUCCUCAUCUGCUGAGGGACCCGAUGAACCGGGAGAUGACCAAAGUCCCACUGGUGCUGAACCCGAGUUUAUAUCUGACGCAUAUCAAGGCACACAAGUUUCUGCUGACGACAUCCACAAAGAUAUCAAACAAAAUAAAAAUAAAGUAACCGAUGAUUUGGAAGAAGAGCUCUCCCGUGAUCUUCAAGAGUUCGAAGUAGUGGCCGGAGAUGCUGUCAAUAUUGAUGAAGAGGAACUGGAGAGAGAACUCGCAGAGAUGGACCUUAAAUAAUAUCUAUUAUAAAAAACAAACAGUUUCUGCUUUAAUAUUAGGAUUACCUUAUAUUUGAUUAAUUUAGGAAUUAAGUAUAAUUAAUGUUAAUUUUGAAAUAUACGGUAUAAUAUA